CACCAAGGAGAGCGGCUCAACAGCCAUCGUCCGAGAAGCAAGUCGGCAUUAUGAGCCAGUACGUGAGCAGCUCCUCGCCCUUCCUCAAGCCGUUCUUCUUGAAGACGCCCGUCCGGGUGGUCAACCCUUUGCGACAGAGGCGACACACGUUGCCUGCCAGCGAGUUCCGCAAUCUGACGCCUCAGGACGCCAUCAGUGUGUUUGAGAUCGAGAGGGAAGCUUUCAUCUCGGUGUCCGGCGAGUGUCCUCUGACCCUGGAAGAAGUGCUGCACUUUAUCGGUCAGUGCCCCGAGCUGUCGCUGGGCUGGUUCGAGGAGGGUCAGCUGGUCGCUUUCAUCAUCGGCACCGGUUGGGACAAAGAGAGGCUUUCGCAGGAAGCCAUGAGCCUGCACGUCCCGGACACGUCUACGGUUCACAUCCACGUGCUGUCUGUGCACCGCCACUGCCGUCAGCAGGGCAAGGGAUCAAUCCUGUUGUGGCGCUACCUGCAGUACCUGCGCUGUAUGCCUCGGCCCCGCCGGGCCCUGCUCAUCUGCGAGGAAUUCCUUGUGCCGUUCUACCUCAAAGCCGGCUUUAAGGCGAAAGGCCCGUCAGCAAUCAGCGUGUCCAACAUGCACUUCCAGGAGAUGGAGUACCUGCUGGGCGGGCAGGCGUAUGCCAGGCGGAACAGCGGCUGCUAGCCCUGCCUAGCUACAGACUUAAAUGCACUUUUGAACCUGCUGGAUGGUGCACCACGUGCAAUUUGUCCUUAUCAGACGAAAUACCCACCAGUGUUGUUUUCGUCAACAAUGACCAAAAUGAAAAUAUUUCAUGGACGAACAAUUUUGUGUGUCUUGGGAGACUAAAAUAUAACGAAAAUGCGUCUUGGUUUCCGUCACAUGUUCACAAUGUGGGAUAUUUUUAAUGUGUAGUUUGCCUGCAUUGUAGCAGUUUCUGGUUGUGUCACUCAUGUGAAUGCUGCGCCCCCAACUAUCCUCUCCAGUCUUGCUUGUUUUGCAACACACAGUGAUUUCUGUUUUCUUAUCUUGGCAAGAGAAAAUAUGCAGUGUUGCUUUUGCCUUUAAAAGUCUGUGCUGAGUGAUUAUCACACACUAAAUGUAACUCGUAGCGUUAGCAUAGCAUUCAAAAUUCGUUGUCUGAUACGCUCAAAUUUUUUACAUACGGUUCGUGGCGUCCAGAUGGGUAUAAUUCCCGUAAUUUUCUAACUAUAAACUGCUACUUUUUUACCUCAUUUUGAAUCCUGCGGCUUAUAGUCCAGUGUGGCUUAUUUGUUGAUUUAUUCAGGUUAAUAGGCAACACUUUAUUUGACAACGGCGUCAUAAGACUGCAAUAAGACAGUCAUAAUUAUGACAUUAUCAUGGGCAUUAAUGAAUAGUUAUGACGGAUGUUAUUAGGCGGCUACCGGCAAAUUAUGUCACUAACUCCAUUUAUGUCCAGCUCGGAUCUUUUACAUUCAUUCAAAAGGGAGAUAAUUUGCUGGAUGACACAAAAGGACAUCUGUCAUAAGCAUUCAUUAAUGUUAAUGGUAGUGUCAUGUCAUAAUUAUGAUGGUCUUAUGACAGUCUGACUGCGCCACUGUCAAAUAAAGUGUUACCAAAUUCCAUAACUAGCAAUUAACGAAACAACUAGAACAGUAACUGAAGAAAUACUUAGCACAGAACAUGAGUUUUGAUAUGUUAUUUACAUCUUUAGUGCUGCAAUGCAUGCUAGGAGGCAUGUUGGACGACAACAGAACAUGAUCAUUCUUGAAGCAAUGAUCAUGGUGGUUCAUUUGGUCUUAUGAUGCCGCUGUCACAUAAAAUAAAAUGCUUAAAUCCCCGAAUUCUUAAUAGAUAUGGACGUAAAAUAGUCUCAAUUCUUGGUUAAAAGCAAAAAAAAAAAAACGUGCAGUUAGCAUUUAUCUUAUGUAAAUAUGUCAAAGUUUACUGAUCGACUGUUUGUAUUACUCUAACACAAUAUAAUCAAUUAGGGAAUAGUAUCUUUUCUCUAACAUCUACUUUAACACACCCAAUAUAAAAUAAAGAGCACUUAUAUCAUAGUUUAAGGAAAACAAGCAGAAUAUAUUUGACAUCGGGCAUAAGAGAUACAUGAUGCCUUCUUAUCAUGGAAGCCCAAUGUGUGCGUCAUGUAACUGACUGAGCAAGAUUGACGCUGACGAGGCAUGACAUCUACAAGCCCACGUCUGCACCACCAACUCACGCAAUCACUUCUUCCGGACAGUCCAGAACAGAUGGCGGGACAUCUUGUCUUGACAAGGAACAUCCCAUAAGGAGGAACCCACGGCCGAGAAGUCUCAGCAAUCACGUUGCGCUGAGGUGGCAAAAUGCACAACCCUUGUUGCCCUGACAACAGAAACUCCCGAAUCCUCCUGUCCAAUCCACAGACAAUAAUCCUAAACAACGUCCAAACACUCCCUUCUUCUGCCCACAGCCCACUCUGCGAGAGCCUUCAAAAAGACUGAAAGUUUAACUAAUUGUUGUCAUUUUUCUCGGGAACCUUUUGUUGACUUGUGAUAUGAUGACCUUGGAACGAGUCUGCCUCCUUGCCUGAGUCUGUUUCUGUUUCGCCUUGCCGUUUGACUGCUGUUGGCCUGAAUAAAUUUUCAACUUGUGCUUUGAAGCCUUUUUCCAGCUUU
Messenger RNA from Corythoichthys intestinalis (scribbled pipefish), 2635 nucleotides. It is a transcript of the gene aanat2, whose product is annotated as arylalkylamine N-acetyltransferase 2. The coding region runs from base 51 to 680 and encodes 209 amino acids. The transcript is spliced from 3 exons. Lineage: Eukaryota; Metazoa; Chordata; Actinopteri; Syngnathiformes; Syngnathidae. Gene Ontology annotation, molecular function: aralkylamine N-acetyltransferase activity. Gene Ontology annotation, biological process: response to light stimulus; circadian rhythm. Gene Ontology annotation, cellular component: cytoplasm. The record is from RefSeq and is a predicted model, not a curated record.